Messenger RNA from Peniophora sp. CBMAI 1063, 999 nucleotides. The record is from the annotation of a GenBank genome assembly. Lineage: Eukaryota; Fungi; Basidiomycota; Agaricomycetes; Russulales; Peniophoraceae.
AUGUCUCAGAAGCUCCCUAUCUCUUCUGUACUCCAGGGCGGAUAUGCUCACCCCCUUUCGCGCGAGUGGCAAGCGCGUAAGAAGAUCGACAAGUCCAUGCUCAUGUACCCUAUCUUCAUCACCGAUGACCCCUCUGCACGCGUUGAGAUCCCCUCGUUACCCGGACAAUGCCGUUGGGGAGUUGACCGCCUGGAGGAAUUCAUCGGUCCCCUCGUCAAGAAGGGACUCAAGAGCGUCAUCCUGUUCGGCGUGCCCAUGAAAUGCGAGAAGGAUAUGGCUGGUACACCGGCGGAUGAUCCAGAGGGCCCCGUCAUUCUCGCUAUCAAGAAGCUCCGAGCGCUCUACACAGACCUCUACAUAGCGUGCGACGUCUGCCUUUGCGAAUACACCGACCACGGUCACUGUGGGCUCCUGCACGAUGACGGAACCAUCAACUCGGAGCCUUCCGCAAACCGGAUUGCUGAAGUUGCGGUGAACUAUGCCAAGGCAGGAGCCCACUGCGUUGCACCAAGUGACAUGAUGGACGGCCGCAUUCGCAUGAUCAAGCAGAAGCUCAUCGAGGAAGGCUAUGGGAAUCGCUGCCUGCUCAUGAGCUACUCGGCCAAGUUCGCGAGCGGCCUCUACGGCCCAUUCCGCGACGCAGCCGGAAGCGCGCCGUCGUUCGGUAACCGCAAGUGCUACCAACUACCUGUUUCUGCGAAGGGUCUUGCUCGUCGCGCCAUUCAACGUGACACGGCAGAAGGAGCGGACAUUAUUAUGGUGAAGCCCGCGCUCCCGUACCUUGACGUGCUCUCCGAUGCCGUUCAACUCGCCCCGGACUACCCACUUGCUGCAUAUCAAGUCAGCGGAGAGUAUGCUAUGGUUGUUGCUGGAGCGAGAGCCGGAGUAUAUGACCUGAAGAACAUGGCGUUUGAGACGACGGAGAGCAUCGUUCGUGCGGGGGCUACGCUCAUCUUGACGUACUUCACUCCCCAGUUCCUUGACUGGCUGGACGAGUGA